Molecule: messenger RNA, 1276 nt
Organism: Bradysia coprophila
Lineage: Eukaryota; Metazoa; Arthropoda; Insecta; Diptera; Sciaridae
Gene: spn-B
Product: X-ray repair cross complementing protein spindle B
Biological process (GO): double-strand break repair via synthesis-dependent strand annealing; resolution of mitotic recombination intermediates; telomere maintenance via recombination
Cellular component (GO): Rad51C-XRCC3 complex; replication fork
Molecular function (GO): ATP-dependent DNA damage sensor activity; four-way junction DNA binding; ATP binding
Source: RefSeq, a predicted model, not a curated record
CCGUAUCGACAGAAUGUUGUUGUUUACCUCUUUUUAAACCGCUUUUCCCUCUAUCUGGAAUAACAUCCGAACCAUGAACGUUUCCAUUGAAUGCUUGUCACAAUUGUUACCGGGACAUCUGGUGAGACGUCUUCGGGAAGCAAAUUGCACUGGCACGACGUAUUCGGUUCUUGCGACUACAGAUGAAAAAUUCAAAGAACUUAAUUUUACGACAUUGGAAGUGCUGGAAAUACGAAAUGCUGUUUCACAAUUUGUAAUGCCCCGUCAUCAACCAUUAACGAGUGCAGAGUGCAUAGCGAUUGGAAAGUGGAAACGGAUUACAAGUGGCUGCAGGGCUAUCGAUAGAAUACUUGGCAACGGUAUAUCGACUGUUGGAAUAACUGAAAUAUGCGGAGAGGCUGGUAGUGGAAAGUCCCAGCUAUGUUUGCAAUUGGCUGUAACGGUUCAACUUCCCGAAUAUCUAGGUGGACUGGGACGAGGUGCGGUUUAUAUCAGUACGGAAUCUUCAGUGCCGGUAUCAAGGACCUUCGAUAUUGCUCAACAUUUCAAGAAGCAGCACGGUGGUCAGGUGGAUCACAUCAAUUUCAGCGACAACAUUUUCAUCAAGGAAGUGCUCACUGAGAAUUUUCCCUUGAAUUACAGUGAUCCGAUCAAUUCGAAGUGUCUUGGAUCGAAUGAUCUUUCGCAGACGGAGCUACUCGAAUGUGUAAAUCAUGGUCUACCAAUUCUGAUGAACCGUAGUCGCGUUGGCCUAUUAAUAAUUGAUUCGAUUGGCGCAGUAUUUCGGAUCGCAAGUAAUUAUAUCGCAAGAGCUGAACAAAUGAGAGACUUGUGUGAGGCUCUACUCAAACUGUCCGAAAAACAUCGUUGUGCUGUGGUAUGCGUUAAUCAGAUGUCGGCUGUCAUCAAUAGUAAAACGUCCGCAUCACCCGAAAAUCAGAACGUUCCAUGUCUCGGUUUAUUGUGGGCAAAUUUGGUCACCACACGACUGCAAAUUCAUCACAACAGUAGGACGUUGGAUGAAAAUUCACAAUCAACAUUACAGCCGGUUCGGAAGAUUAGAGUGAUGUUCGCACCCGAUCUGAGACAAGACUCGGCAGAAUUCAUAAUUACAUCGAACGGAGUUAAUGAUAUCAAGUAACGUAAGAUCUGAAAUAAGAUUUUCUUCUUUCCACAUUUUGUUUAAACAUUUGGUUACCGUGUACCUUGUACCUUUUAGUGAAUACUGUGAUUGUACCUAACAUGUUUUAGAAUAAAUAAUUAAAUUAACCUGUCA